GGCGCUCUCCAUGUGUUUUACGAGCCUUUGUUUAUGCCGAUGUGGAUAUGUUGACUUUUUAACAAUUUUGAGAAACGCUUUUCCGGAUGUAAAUCUUUGAUGUGGAUCAAGAAUAGCCAGUAACAUAACAAUGAGUUCUGAUGACCUAUACACGGUCAAGAUUGAGCCCCUGACCAGCGGCCCGGAGGUGGUGGUGGUGGACUCGGAGCCCCCCAUGAGACGAGUCUUGGAUCAUCAUCAUCUCCAGCAGCAGCAACAGCAGCAGCAGCAGCAGCAGCUGGCAGCGCGUGAGGAAGAGCACAAGCUCAGGACCCACUAUCUCCUGGCGGGGGGACAGGACACUACCGCGGGGGUUGCACCUGUACCUGUGCAUUUAAGAAAUACCGCCGUCCCGAUGCAAGUGGUGGACAACCCUUACGCCAACGGGAUGCAGGCCCAGAACCAGCUGAUGGAACAGGUACGAAACCUGGAGACAGAGUUAGCACGGACCAAACAGGAAAUCAACCAACUGAAGGAGCUCAACACACGACUCCAACAAGGUAUUCCUGAUGUAAUACGCAAGACGCUUCGUGAUGAGUUGCGCAAACCCCGCUGGUCAGCCUUGAAUCCACAGGACCAAGCAGUCCAAGGCAGCGCUGCCUCCAACAAGCCCAGAACGGCAAGCAGCAAUGCCCAGAAGCGUCACAAGCCCAGCCCCAUGCAGCGGGCUGUGCUGAAAGCACGCGACUCGCCAGCCAAGAUGACCAAGAAACUGCUGACGUCUUUCUUUGACCGGGAGACGUUGGCCACCAGUACGCUGACGGGGAAAGGUGGCAAGUCCAAGACACUGACCAAGGCGCAACUGGAUCCCACAGUGGUAAAAAAUGUCGUAGACAAAGUCACUGCAACCUUCGGCAUCAGCGAGUGUUCGGUCCGCAACGUCAUCUCGCAGAAGUGCAAGGAAGAGAUGAUGAUCCGACGCAGGCGGCUGGGGCUGGACGCGAAGUCAAAGUGAGAGGCAAGCACGCCGUCACGCCUCUUUAAAUAGGGAUCUGAUCGUAACUUGGAUCGUAGGUAUCGGCGCCAGUGUGUGUACGUGAGGCUGUGCCAUACUCCAUGCAAAAUGCGAGUUGGUAAAAACAAAAAUGUUUGGAGUGCAGGCAAUCGCAGAAAAUUCGACCUAACGGUGUUACGCACAGAAAUGAAAAGGUUCAUAAAGUUGAAGUCAAGGGCAUUAGAAGAACACAUUUUUAAAAUGUGUACACUUGGAGAUAAUUUUUAAACAAGAAAAGAAAUUACCUUAGAGAUAUACCGUCAGUGCUGUUCAAUAAAGUUGAUUCUUUUUCUCCUAACAAUUAGGAGUGUUUUAUUUA
Messenger RNA from Patiria miniata (bat star), 1352 nucleotides. RefSeq lists its product as uncharacterized. The transcript has 6 exons. The record is from RefSeq and is a predicted model, not a curated record. Gene Ontology annotation, molecular function: DNA binding. The coding region runs from base 131 to 994 and encodes 287 amino acids. NCBI's taxonomy places the organism in Eukaryota, Metazoa, Echinodermata, Asteroidea, Valvatida, Asterinidae.